This is a messenger RNA of Brassicogethes aeneus, 631 nucleotides long. The record is from the annotation of a GenBank genome assembly. Lineage: Eukaryota; Metazoa; Arthropoda; Insecta; Coleoptera; Nitidulidae.
UUUUUGAGGUUAUGUUAUUUCAGUGGCAUCUGUCAUUUCUUAUUUACAAACAAAAAGCUUGUUUUUCUUUGAUUUAAACUUUCUAAGGUUUUAACAACAUGAGUAAACCUGUGGUAAUUAGUGGAGAGGCUUCAGAAACCGAUAGCGAAGAUGACGUUAAAAUAAUACCUGAAAAAAAUAUGGCAAUGUCAGUGCACGGGGCAGUAAUAAAUGGGGAAGAUUCGGAAUCAGAAAACGAAAACGAUGGCAGUAUAUGCAGUGCCGAGUCUGCUUUAAACCAGUCAAACUUAAACGAGGACCUCAAACCAGUUAAAUACGACUCACUGCUACAUCAAAAACUAAAGGAAUGUAACAUUAAACUCCGGGAAGAUAUGGAGUCGCAGUGUGACCAUGUUAUAGAGGAAGCCGCUAAAAGUUUAAACACAAUCGAUCAACAGUUGUUACGAUCUCAAGUAACAUUGCAAAAUGCUGCAACUGCUAUAAAAUCAUUGGGAGCAACAUCACUUUCAUUAAAAAAUAAGUUGCAGUCAUUAUUGUCAGCUAAAUUCCUACCAAAUAUUACUGUUAGCAAAUAGAUCACAUUUAUCUAUAAAUUUAUAUAAAGUUUUAUUUUAUAUAGGUAGACUUAAAU